AUGGGAAGCGCCGCCCCCAUAAGCCCGGCAUAUGUUUUUCGAACCCAUCGCCCAGGAGACAUGGGAUGGAUCAUCCACCGACAUGGAGUGUUGUACAACCAAGAGUUCGGCUGGGGUGAGCGCUUCGAGGGUGUUGUCGCAGGCAUCGCUGGGGACUUCCUCAAAAACUUCGACCCCCAAUCAGAACGCUGCUGGAUCGCUGAACAAGAUGGCAAAUUCCUCGGAUGCAUCAUGCUUGUGAAAGAUUUGUCUGCCGCCAAAAACGCAGCGAAAAUUCGUCUGUUUCUGGUUGAACCCAGUGCGCGCGGGCUAGGACUCGGUCGUGCGCUGGUACGACAAUGUACGCAGUUUGCCCGGGAAGUUGGGUACUCUCAUAUCGGGUUGUGGACUCAGAGUGAAUUGGUCUCGGCACGGCAUAUUUAUGGAAGUGAGGGAUUUGUGCACCUUGCGUCGGAAGAGCAUGCGUCGUUCGGAAUCAAGAUGGUCGGGGAGCUUUGGGAGUUGCAACUAUAG
Messenger RNA from Penicillium odoratum, 513 nucleotides. RefSeq names its product GNAT family N-acetyltransferase. The transcript has a single exon. The record is from RefSeq and is a predicted model, not a curated record. Gene Ontology annotation, molecular function: N-acetyltransferase activity. Lineage: Eukaryota; Fungi; Ascomycota; Eurotiomycetes; Eurotiales; Aspergillaceae. The coding region runs from base 1 to 513 and encodes 170 amino acids.